AUGGCACAGAAAAACCAAUCAGACUUUCUGAUAUCACAUUUUAUAAUUACUGGUUUUGAUGGACUACAGAACUCACAGUUUCGGAUAACUGUUUUCAUGUUUUUUCUUCUAAUUUACAUCAUGACACUCCUAGGAAAUAUAGUAUUUCUCCUAAUUAUUAAACAAAAUGUUCACCUACACUCACCAAUGUACCUGUUUAUUUGCAAUCUAGCUGUGUUGGAUAUCUGCUUAACUUCAGUAACAGUCCCUCAGGUAAUGCACCAGUUACUAUGGAAUGACAGUUACAUUGAAUUUAAAUCCUGUAUAGUGCAAAUGGGAUUAUUUAUAUGUUUCAAUGUUACAGAGUGUUUUAUGUUGGCAGUCAUGGCUUAUGACCGGUACCAAGCAAUCUGUAAUCCAUUGUAUUAUCCUACAGUAAUGUCCAAUGGACAUGCAUCCAGACUCGCUGUUUCCUGUUGGGUGCCAGGAAUAUUGGUUGGUGUUGGCCAUACAUGGACAGUCUUUACCUUACCAUUUUGUGGACCAAAUAAAAUUGUCUAUUAUUUCUGUGAGCAUUUAUCAAUAAUAAUAUUGUCCUGUAUUGAUGUUAGCACAUAUUCUCUAAUAACUGUAACCUUGGUUCUGGUAAUUAUGUGUAUUGUAAUGUGUUUUAUCGCCCUUACUUACAUGAAAAUCCUUGUAACAGUAACCAAAGUGGCUUCUCCUGGGGGACAUCAGAAGGCAUUCUCAACUUGUGUAAGUCACCUUAUUGUCAUUUUUGUAUUUAUCUGUGUACAAGGUGGGAUAUUAUUGUCAUAUCAAAUUAGAGACAGUUAUCUCAGCUUAUCUGUACUUGUGGGUGUCUUCCAGAACAUAUUUCCACCACUGAUGAACCCCAUUAUUUAUUGCCUGAAAACAAAAGAAAUCAGACUUAGUUUCCUGAAAAUGUUACAAAAGAAUGCCACUAAUAAUUAA
Messenger RNA from Protopterus annectens (West African lungfish), 954 nucleotides. RefSeq names its product olfactory receptor 5V1-like. The record is from RefSeq and is a predicted model, not a curated record. The transcript has a single exon. The coding region runs from base 1 to 954 and encodes 317 amino acids. Lineage: Eukaryota; Metazoa; Chordata; Ceratodontiformes; Protopteridae. Gene Ontology annotation, molecular function: olfactory receptor activity; G protein-coupled receptor activity. Gene Ontology annotation, cellular component: membrane. Gene Ontology annotation, biological process: G protein-coupled receptor signaling pathway.